GGGGGGGGAAAGCUGGAGAGGAGAGAAAAAAACACGACCGACCUCGAAGAGAGACAGAACGGAAGAGACGGAACAGAACAUAUACUUGGUCAUAAUGCAUGUAAUGUGUUUCAGUGUUGCAUGCUGACAUUAAAGAAGAGGUCCCUGAAGAAAACAAUCCUGAUGUGGACCAGCAUCAGCUGGAGCUGCUCGACAUUAAGGAGGAAGGUGAAAUAAUCUGUGGCAGCCAGAAAGGAGAGCAAGACAAUUUGAAGGAGGAGACUGAAGAUACCAGGUUUCCAUCAAAUGUUGUUAAUAUGAAAAGUGAAGAGGAUGAAGAGAAACCUCCAUUCUCUAACUAUAAUGAACAGCUAACAGAAGUCAGAGAUUUUACAAUCAGCCCUUCAGCUGACUGUAUAAAAGUGAACAUUAAAGAUGGGGACUCAAAUGUGGGUCCAAUUAAAAAAGUUCACUUAAGAAUCCAUGCAGGAGAGAAACCUUUUGUUUGUGAUGUAUGUAAUAAAAGGUUGUCCAGCAAGGCAAAUUUAAAAGCACACAAAAUAAUCCACACAGGAGAGAAACCUUUUGUUUGUGAUGUAUGUAAUAAAAGGUUGUCCAGCAAGGCAAAUUUAAAAGCACACAAAAUAAUCCACACAGAGGACAAACCUUUUGGGUGUGAUUUAUGUGGGAGAUGUUUUUCCUGGAAGUCAUAUUUAAAAAGACACAUGAUGAUCCACACAGGAGAGAAACCUUUUGGUUGUGAUAUAUGUGACACACACUAUUCCUCAAAGUCAGAGUUAAUUAGUCAUAGGAAAAUUCACACAGGAGAGAAACCUUUUGGUUGUGAUGUCUGUGGUAAAAGAUUUUCCAGAAAGUUAAGUUUUAAUCAGCACAUGAGAAUCCAUACAGGAGAAAAACCGUAUGGUUGUGUUUUAUGUGGUAGAAGAUUUUGCACUACAACACAUUUAAAAACACACAUGAGAAUCCACAAUGAAGAGAAACCUUUUGGUUGUGUUUUAUGUGGUAGAAGAUUUUCCAGAAAGUCAUAUUUCAAAACACACAUGACAACCCACACGGGAGAGCAACCCUUUGGUUGUGAUGCAUGUGGUAAAAGAUUUACCAACAAGACAGCCUUAGAUAGUCAUAUGAGAUCUCACACAAAAGGGAAACCCUUUGGUUGUGAUGCAUGUGGUCAAAGAUUUUCCUGUAUGUCACUUUUAAACAAACACAUAAGAGUCCACACAAGAGAGAAUGCUUUUGGUUGUGAUAUAUGUGGUAAAAGAUUUUCCCAAAAGUCAAAUUUAAAAAGACACACAAGAAUCCAUACAGGUGACAAACCCUUUGGCUGUUCUACGUGUGGAAAAAGAUUUUCCACCAAUGCACAUCUUAAACAACACAUAGUAGUCCAUGCUGACGAGAAGCCAUUUGGGUGUUAUGCUUGUAGUAAAAGAUUUUUCUCAAAGUACGAAUUAAAUAGACACAUGAAGAAACACAUGGGAGAGAAAGCAGAGAUUAUAAAAUCUGAGAGCAUCCAGGAGGAAGGCCUUAUACAGGUACUCUAUUGACCAUGUGGGUUGCAGUAGUCUGUUGCUGAAAGAGCUCUCCAGUUCCAUGAGCAUUAGGUGUAGACAGGGCUCUGACUAGUAAGUACUAAGUAUACAUUUAUACAUAAUAUUCUAUCUUAUCUUAUGUGAUAAUCAUAACAUACAUUAUGAUAAUAUUAUGAUUACUUAUUAAUGGUAAUUCCCGAGGUACCUAGAGAAUAAAAUUAGAGGAAAUCUUCUUUAUUUUUGGUGACUGUGAUUCUGCUCUCGGCCAGUAGGUGGUUUCAUGUGCAAAUGAAGCCUUUCCUGAAGUGGUUCAACGCCUCAUGAGGCCUUAUCUCACCAUCACUACCAAUCAAGGUAGAACCGAUGUUUCACAUAAAAUUUAGGCUUAUUCCCUUCAGUAGUCUAUAAGUUUUUCCAAAGAGGUAAUUAUCGACACUUCUAUCUCAAGGAGUUACAUCAACCAAGCUGUGGUGAACAAACCAAAUGGCUUUACCGCCACCACAGUCUGGGUUAGACCAUAUAAAUGCCUAUUGUUUAUAAGUUAAAUUACUUUGUGUGUUUUGUUGUUUUUUUCAGUAAUGUCCAUCAUGCAAUAUAGAUUUAAGCAGGAAAGGAAAUUAGAAAUUCAGAUAUAACCAUUUAAUCCCAUCUCUUUUGAUAUGUGUUAUAGAAAUACAUAAUAAUUUUUGUGUUAAACAUGUAAUUUUCUUAAAGCCGCAGAGUUAUCUUGUUAUCAGUAAGGGUGUGGUUUCGGUUUACAGAAGUGUUUUUUGCUGACCCACUCGAAAACAAUGAAUUCAUUCAAGCUGUGGUAGAAGACCAGAACCGGAGUUUUAUCGGGGAACCUUUCGGAGUGGUGUACGGUUUGAAAGCCUGUUAAUGGUUCUUGAUGUUAUCUUGAUUGACUCCCAAAAAAAACACAUGAGCUAUUAAUCAAAGGUCAGUUGAAGUUGACAUGGGAGAACGAACUUCCUUUGUCUGUGAGCAGAUGAGUUUACGAUACAUGAGCUGUAUGGUAACGUUAGAAGUCUUUGUCUCCCUUUGGAAUCCCAAUUGUAAUAAAUAAAUGUAUGUUUGAAGUG
Molecule: messenger RNA, 2611 nt
Organism: Fundulus heteroclitus (mummichog)
Lineage: Eukaryota; Metazoa; Chordata; Actinopteri; Cyprinodontiformes; Fundulidae
Product: zinc finger protein OZF-like
Exons: 1
Coding region: 297-1544 (415 amino acids)
Biological process (GO): regulation of transcription by RNA polymerase II
Cellular component (GO): nucleus
Molecular function (GO): RNA polymerase II cis-regulatory region sequence-specific DNA binding; DNA-binding transcription factor activity, RNA polymerase II-specific
Source: RefSeq, a predicted model, not a curated record